GUCUGAUGAGGCUCUCUUGUAGAUGAAAAAUACAUGAUGCACGAGCAGACAUUUCUUGAUGCAUCCUUGCCAGCCUCGGCAUGACCAAUCACAUUCGCCAAGAAUAGUGUGGCAUCGCUUCAUUCAGCCUUGGGACUUUUUGUUUGUUCCCUCUGAACAAUUUUGUUUCACUUGCAUUACGAAUCGUCUUCCUUCGCUGACCGUUCCUUUCCUGCAUGAGUCUGAAGAGAUUCCGCCAAUUAAAAUACAUCGGCCGAUGUAGUGGCGAUCGGUCUUCAUCAUGAAUGUCACCAACGUGACCACGGGGCCUGGUCCAGCAAUGGAGUUCCUCGGACGCGUCGCAUACGAAGCGGAGCUCAUGCAACCCUUGAUUCCGACAUACUUGCAUCUCCUGGUAUCAGCCAUCUUCCCCAUCUGGACAGCGGCACAUUCCUCACUGUCGAGACCACCGUCGGCGGCUCCACGAAAGCGCAAACGCAAGUCAAAGCAAAAACGUGGUUCUGAUGAUGAUGACGACGAAGAAAGUGAUGGUGAGGACGACGAAUCUCAGAAGAUCGAGAGUCUCACGCCCUCGGACGCCAUUGUCUUUCCUCUCCUUGCUGGCGCGACGUUGGCGAGUCUGUAUUUCAUUCUCAAGUGGUUGCAGGAUCCGGCGUGGUUGAAUUGGGUUCUGGGCAUUUACUUUUCGGUGAUUGGACUGUUUUUCGCCCUGGGAUUUCUGAAGGACGCGUUCAGCGUGGUGCGAUCGUUCGCGUUGCCCAGGCAUUACUCGGCGGGUGGGAAGUUGUGGGAGGUCAACUCACGACAUUCGGGUUAUAGGUCUGCAGGCGGCGAUGCCUUCAAGAAGUCUCCGUUGCCAGGAUUGCUGAGGAUGGUACCGCUCCCUGCAGGACUAUCAAAGCGCAUGUGGGACUUGCGACGGCUGCUUUACGCGAAGGCGCGGCUCAACCUGCAUGUUCGAGGGCUCGUCACGGUCAAGACAUCCGUCGACGUCCUUGACGUGGCGAGUCUUGUUUUGUCCUGCGUGAUCGUGUAUUACCACGGCUUCGUCGCCAAACCGUGGUUCCUGACGAAUUUCCUGGGCUUUGCAUUUUGUUACGGCUCCUUGCAGUACAUGACGCCUACGACGGCGUGGACUGGGACACUCGUGCUCAGCGCGCUGUUCUUCUACGACAUUUACUUUGUGUUCUUCACGCCGAUGAUGGUCACGGUUGCGACAAAGUUGGAUGUUCCGAUCAAACUACUUUUCCCUCGGCCGGACGGUUGUGUCUUGCCUGUUGGUGCGGCUGAGGGGUCGGCUGCUAUAGAAGAAUACUUGCAGUGUCUGGCGAAGAAGAGGACUAUGGCAAUGCUGGGCUUAGGCGAUAUCGUGGUACCGGGAAUGGUGCUGGCUUUUGCGCUACGGUUCGACCUGUAUUUGCAUUAUCUGAGAAAGACGACGACUGAAGGUGACGAGCAGAAGAAGCCGGUGUAUAGCAGUGCAAAGGGAAGUUGGGGUGAGCGAUUCUGGACGAAUUACAAGCUGUUGCCGAGCGAUGUCAGAGCGAAGACGUUUCCCAAGCCGUACUUUUACGCGACUAUCUUUGGGUAUCUGGCUGGCAUGAUCACCACGGUGAUCGUCAUGCAGGUUGCGGCGCAUGCUCAGCCGGCGUUGCUGUACCUGGUGCCGGGAGUCUUGCUGUCACUCUGGGGUACUGCAUUGCUGAGAGGAGAUUUGAAAGCUCUUUGGGAGUACAAUGAGAUGCCGGAGGAGGAUCAAAAGAAGAAGGACGAGAACGCCACGAAGUCAAAAAUCGAUGAGAGCGAAGGGGCUGCGAGCAAUGCCACGCUACUGACGGGAGAGACGGAGCAACAGGUUGAGGGAGAAAAGAAGGAGGCUGAACCCGAAAAGACGGUCGAGGGUGGAUCUGCAAGUAAGAAGACAGCUGAAAAGGGCCGGCGACGUCUUGUUUAUCUCUCCAUCACAUUGCCUGAACCACCUUCCGAAGAUGCUACGGGUGGCAAUAAGCCCAGUUCGACUUCGACAAGCUCUCCUGAACAGGCAGAUGACAGCUCUCCCAAAGAUGUCAAUGUGCAGCAGGAUGACAGUGGCUCUUUGCUCGAUGAGGCAGCACGCAGAGCUGAUGGCGAGCCUCUGGAAAAGAGGGCGAGACGGGUGUGACUGGAUGAACGAGUCUUCAUCUCGUUCGAUGCAUGCAUAGCGGACGGGCGAAAAGAAAACGGGUAUUCCAGGCAUCAUGCACAACCGUGACAGGCAGACACGUGCUCAUUGUUCAAUAAUGAUAUACAUGCAUUCCCUCUGGCGAUUUUGUCUUUGCCCCGGUACUGAAUUCAAUGCAAUCGUACGAUGUUCAUGGGUGUAGCUCCUCUUCUCGUGCGAGUCUCUCGAUCACUCUCUUGUUCAUUUGUUCAUUUCUGCUGCCUUGGCUUUCAAUUCGUCCUUGGAUGCGGCUUCUGGCAUGUCUAUGGUAGGCGUGGGUCAG
Exophiala viscosa is the source of this 2483-nucleotide messenger RNA. RefSeq names its product minor histocompatibility antigen H13. The transcript has a single exon. NCBI's taxonomy places the organism in Eukaryota, Fungi, Ascomycota, Eurotiomycetes, Chaetothyriales, Herpotrichiellaceae. Gene Ontology annotation, cellular component: lumenal side of endoplasmic reticulum membrane; membrane; cytoplasmic side of endoplasmic reticulum membrane. The record is from RefSeq and is a predicted model, not a curated record. The coding region runs from base 281 to 2161 and encodes 626 amino acids. Gene Ontology annotation, biological process: membrane protein proteolysis. Gene Ontology annotation, molecular function: aspartic endopeptidase activity, intramembrane cleaving.